This is a messenger RNA of Cladocopium goreaui, 1009 nucleotides long. The record is from the annotation of a GenBank genome assembly. Lineage: Eukaryota; Dinophyceae; Suessiales; Symbiodiniaceae.
GCAAGCGAGCGAGGAAGAAGCCGGGAUGCUUUUUGGGCUGACCCAAGAUGGUAAGGUGUUCUUCCACGCGGAGCAGAACGACACCGCCUUCAUCCAACUCCGGGGCGAGCCCUGCGGCGGCGUCUGGGGCGUGCCCAUCGAUGUGGACGCCUCCAGCCGAGCCAUUUGGGUGGUGUGCUCCAAAGAGUAUAUGACCGAACAUGGUCUACAGUUGGAGCAUUUCCUCUUUGCCAAAUGGGGCUGGUCGACCUCCAAUAACCACGUUUGGUGGCACAUGAUGAGGGGUGGAGACGUGAUGCAGCUGGAUGCGGAUGACGAUGCCAUGUGGGGCUUAGAUGGUCAUGGCUCCAUUCUAUGGAGACCUGCUGGUGAUGUUGGAAAGCACAGCAGGUGGAUGCGAAUCGAUGGUCCUCCCAACGUCGCCUUGAAGCUGAUCGCGGCAGACAACGACGAGCGCGGCACUUGGCUCUGGUGCAUUAGCGACGAUGACCGAAUUUGGCGCCGGGACCCUGGGAAUUAUCACGAGAAGGAUCAGCAUGACAAAUGGAGCGACAGGGAUGAGAAUGGUCACUUGUACUGGACGAAACCCGAUGGUUCGGUCUUGAAAGACUUGAAAGCCAACAUGGGUUUUGCCUUGGCCAUUGAUGAUCGUGGCAAUUUGUUGCGGCGACACAUCAACGGCACUUGUUGCAUCGACCCAGCCUCCCCUGUCCACUGCUGGUGUGGCGAGAAAUUUGCACCAAAGCUCUCAGCCGUGACCGACAACGGCGACCAUGGACUGGGAUUCUACAUGAACGAGUACAACACCAACGUCAUUGAAUUGGAGAACCUCGAGAAGGUGAGAUUCCAAUCCAUCGAUGCUAAGCUCUCCAAUGCUUUGAGGAAAGUCAUCGACAAUGCUGGAGACAAGUCUAUGCAAGUGAAGUAUGACAUGUCCAUGAAGAACCAAAUGUAUGGGAAGAGUGGAGACUUCAUCAAGGGACGAACUAUUCGCAAUGAUCUUGAUUAG